Podospora pseudopauciseta is the source of this 1710-nucleotide messenger RNA. RefSeq lists its product as uncharacterized. The transcript has 3 exons. The record is from RefSeq and is a predicted model, not a curated record. Lineage: Eukaryota; Fungi; Ascomycota; Sordariomycetes; Sordariales; Podosporaceae. The coding region runs from base 1 to 1533 and encodes 510 amino acids.
AUGGCUCUUCUUCCAGAUAUAAACCUCAUUUCCCAGUUCAAGGCAUCGUUAGAUGGGAACCCAGAUGCGUCGAACCCCUACAUCAAGUAUUAUGUUCCAUACUGUAUUCAGUCGCGGCUCCUACAGCGUGUCGGUGUCUACACAGCUGCGUGUUUCCUCGCCGAUUCUGGACAUGUUGAUCUCACGGCGGCCAUGGCGCAGAAAAGCCAAGUAUUUGAGCUCGUCAACAUGCAUCUCAGCUCGCAACUGUCUACCAGCGACGAGGGGAUCACGGGUGUCGUUCAGCUUGUUCUCAACGAGUGGCACUGGGGAAACGAAGGCGACUUGCGUGCCCACUUGAGCGGCUUGCGAGAGAUGAUCAGGGUCCGAGGCGGAUUUCGUACCCUGGGUUUACACGGGCUGAUCAGCAAGCUUGCCAUCACAGCCGAUGUGGCCAUUGCCUUAUCCUCUGAAACGGCCCCUUUCCUGCGUGGCGGCGCCGAGUUUGAGUUCCGUGACAACAGUCAUGUGCCGCUGCGUCUGCCGCUCAACACACCUUUUAUCCCCAAACUCGCAACUUUUGCAUCCUGUGGCGAAGCCCUUCGCACCCACGGCGCCGUGGCCUCUAUCCUCGACGACAUGCGGUUCCUCCUUGCCGCCGUCCUUGCGCUGCCCGAAGAGCCGACAGCGAAAGAGCUCCAAAAAGUGCAUACGACAUCAGGAUGGAUCCACGAAAGAAUGGUGAACCUCUCCGUGGAGGGCCCGGCGCUACGUCGCCUGUCCACUGCCGCAGCCGCGGCGUCUCCUGCCCCGUCAUCAGCCGCCAGCACCAUUUCAGCAACGUUUAGCCCAUUAGACACCAGGCCUAGUCCAGAACUGGGAGACGACUACCACAGCAGCACCAGGGGUCGGCCUCUUGGUCUGAAGCAGCAGCAACACUCUCCACUUCCUGUUCAUCCCAUGCAACUGCCAGGCGACGAACACUCCAGCGUGCUGCGCCUCGACGGCUCACCAUCGCCAGCCCGAGCUGCAGCCUCGUCGACACACUCCACGGCGAUGAUGCCGUCGGAUCCUCCAGAUUACAUCUACCAGUCGGUCCGGCUCGCCGCCAUCCUCUACAGCCGGGCCAUCAUGCUCCGCCGUCCCUUCAAGCAGAUUGUAACACCGGCGGAGCACCUACAACUUUGGAGGACCACAUGGAAGGUGCCGCUGUCCACGUGGCGGUCCCUCCUCGGGGUGUUCAACUGGAUUCUGCUGCCUCUUGUGUCGUCGUCGAGCACCCAGGAACAGGACUCGAACAACCACGGGCACUUUGUCAAGGGCAUGCUGAACGUAAGCUUGCUGCAAAUCGGGAUGGAGAAUUGGGAGCUGUGCGGCGGGGUUAUGGACGCGUCCGUGGGCCUGCAGAGGUGGUUGUCAGGGAGCGGAGUUGAAGCUGGGGACGGUGGCAACGAGGGUCAAAAAGAUGAUGGGGCGGAGAUGGAGAAACGGGGAGGGGAGAAAUCGGAUAGGGGCCAGGGACCGAAGGACAAGGGCAAGCAGGUUGCCGGGUGAAGUGCACGCCUGGAAUAUGAUAAAAAGGCUGGCCCAAAAAGAAAAUUUUAGAUAGAGGAACGCUCGGUGGGAUAGCCGUUCUUAUUUUUCCUGUUCACUUUUGUUUCUGGACAUCGAUACCCCCUUUUAGUUCAUGUACAUGGAUACCAUCUUUUUUUCGCUUUGAUCAAUGUGGCC